CGGCCGUUGCCUGGACACGGCGUAAACACCCGAGCGCGCGCUGACGCUGCUGUCCCCAUGGGCAGUGUCUGCAGCUGCGGCCGGAGACUGACCGGACUGACCAGCUGGGAUGGCUUCCAAAAGGAGAGUUUUGAGCUUUAGUGAAAGGCACCAGAAGUUAGUCGAUGAAAACUACCGAAAAGCCUUGCAUGUCCAAGCACUAAAGAAAUUAGAGAGUCAAGCUAGGAACCAGGCAGUGCAGAAUGAAAGCGAUGAGCGGGUUGAGCGCAAAAGAUUCCUCAGAGUGCUGCAGAACGAGCAGUUUGAGUUGGAUAUGGAAGAAGCCAUCCGAAAGGAGGAGGAGAACAAGAGGCUGCAAGAACGACAGCUGGAACAAGAAGAAAGGCUCGCCACGGAGCUGGCCAGACUGAAGCACGACAGCCUCAAGGACGAGAAGAUGAGGCAGCAAGUGAGAGAGAACAGCACUGAGCUCAGAGAAUUGGAGCAGAAAUUGAAAGCAGCCUACAUGAAUAAAGAAAGGGCAGCACAGAUUGCGGAGAGGGACGCCAUCAAAUACGAGCAAAUGAAACGUGAUGCUGAAAUAGCCAGAAUCAUGAUGGAAGAGCAUGAGCGACUCAGGAAGGAGGAGGAUGCUGCAGAAGGCCAGCGGAACAGGGAGAAGGUACAGUACCACCUGGACCUGGAGAAACAGAUGGAAGACCAAGAACGGAGGAAGCAGGAGGCAUACGAGCAGCUGCUGAAGGAGAAGCUCAUGAUCGACGAAAUUGUGAGGAAGAUCUAUGAGGAAGACCAGCUGGAAAGACAACAAAAAUUAGAAAAAAUGUAUGCAACUCGGAAGCAAAUCGAAGAGUUUGAGAGACAGCAGGCUCUCUGGAGACAAAAGAAGCAAGAGGAGAUGGAGGAGGAAAACAGGAAAAUUGCAGAGUUUGCCAAUUUACAGCAGCAAAGAGAAGAGGAGCGAAUGGCCAGGGUUCAAAAGAUCGAGGAAAAGCGGCUCCAGCUUCAGAAUAUGCUGACUCAGAGGUUGGAAGAAAUGCUGCGGCAGCGUGAUGAUUUGGAACAAGUGCGACAAGAGCUGUACCAGGAGGAGCAAGCCGAGAUCAUGGAGAGGAAACUAAAAGAAGAAGCAGAGCAGAAGCUGAGAAAGAAGAAAGAAAUGAAGCAAGACUUUGAAGACCAAAUGGCCUUGAAGGAAAUAAUACUUCAGGCAGCCAGAGAGGAAGAGGAGAGCUUUAGAAAAGCUAUGCUAGCCAAGCUUGCUGAAGACGAUCGACUAGAACUAAUGAAUGCCCAGAAACAACGAAUGAAGCAGCUAGAACACAAAAGGGCAGUGGAGAAACUCAUCGAAGAGCGUCACAACCAGUUCCUUGCAGACAAACAACGUGAGCUGGAAGAGUGGCAGCUGCAGCAGAAACAGCAGGGCUGCAUUAACACGAUCAUCGAGGAAGAAAGGCUGAGACUCCUCAAAGAACAUGCUGCAAAACUGCUCGGAUAUCUCCCCAAAGGAGUAUUUAAAAAAGAGGAUGAUAUUGAUAUGCUUGGUGAAGAGUUUAGGAAAGUAUAUCAGAAGAGGAGUGAAGUUUGUGAAGAGAAGUGACGGACGUCGGCAAGAUUUGAUAAAACCUGAAGUUUUUGUGUGCAACCACUAGAUGUCAGCGGAACUUUUAUUUUACUGUCAGUGGCAGCAGACAUCUAGCAUUUAUUUGCAUAUUCUAAAACAACCAUAUUUCAUCAUUUAUAAACAAUUAGACAAAAUUAAACACAUUAACACUAACUGCAAAACUAGCCACUGUCAUUUACU
Molecule: messenger RNA, 1801 nt
Organism: Nannospalax galili (Upper Galilee mountains blind mole rat)
Lineage: Eukaryota; Metazoa; Chordata; Mammalia; Rodentia; Spalacidae
Gene: Mns1
Product: meiosis specific nuclear structural 1
Exons: 10
Coding region: 110-1597 (495 amino acids)
Biological process (GO): cilium organization
Cellular component (GO): motile cilium
Source: RefSeq, a predicted model, not a curated record